Messenger RNA from Episyrphus balteatus (marmalade hoverfly), 1842 nucleotides. Its product is annotated as 2-succinylbenzoate--CoA ligase-like. Gene Ontology annotation, biological process: fatty-acyl-CoA biosynthetic process; long-chain fatty acid metabolic process. Bases 108 to 1754 code for a protein of 548 amino acids. The transcript has 2 exons. Gene Ontology annotation, molecular function: long-chain fatty acid-CoA ligase activity. Lineage: Eukaryota; Metazoa; Arthropoda; Insecta; Diptera; Syrphidae. The record is from RefSeq and is a predicted model, not a curated record.
GCAAUUUGAAAUCUUAUAAAUAAACGUAUCUUAUUCAGUUAUGACAUUUGUAAGAGUUAACAUUAUCAGGUGUAAGUUGUAAUAAAAUUAGUCGAUACGGAAUCAACAUGAGUAAUAUUGAGUACGUUAAGUCGGAGAAGUUUUGGCGAGCCCCAAAGCUUGAUAUAAAAAAAGCUGGUUUGGGUGAAGCUAUUUUGGAGAAUCUCAAACAAAGUGACCCUAAAAAAGUGUACGAAAUACUUCAUGAUAGUAAUUCUCAUGUGACAGUUAAGGAAACUUAUGAUCAGACUAUAACUGCAGCACAAAACUUAUUGAAUCUUGGUGUGAAAAAGAAUGACACUGUUGUAUUCUUCACUUUUCUAAAUUUAAAAAUUACACCACUCACAUUUGCUUGUUACACAAUUGGAGCUCCGGUAUGUUUCUUUGAAACUUAUCUCGAAGAAGAAUUUGUUCCACAAUAUUUGGCAAUGCUUGAUCCAGCUGUGAUAAUUUAUGAAGAAAAAUUCAAAUCUAUGGUCUUGAAAGGUCUUAAAGGUGUUAGUCUAUCAAAUCUAAAACUAGUUCUGAGUCUAGACGGAGAAAGUCAAGAAUCUGUUGAUGAGUUAAUCUUUAGACCAAAUGUCGACAUUGUAAACUUCCAAGUUCCUAAAAUUGGAGAUCCAGAUACUCAAACCGCUAUUUUGGGCUUUACAUCAGGUUCCACAGGGUUGCCAAAAAUUAUAAUCCAUUCGCACACAAUGAUGAGAGAAGGUGUCUACAGUCGAUGGUAUGCAAAACCAGGAAGUGUUGUGAUGAUUCUUAGUGAAAUCCGUUGGUUGUGUCAGGUGUCGAUAAUGAUGCAACCAGCUUUUCUCGAUGUCAAACGUGUCUACAGCUCAACUCCACCAAAUGAACUGACAGGAGAAUUUGUAAAGAAUAUGAUAGAUACCCACAAAGUAACGCACUACUUUGAAGUACCAAAAUUCUAUAUGACCGUAUUGGAAGCUGCCGAACAAUCUCAAGACCCAUCGAGUUUAAGUUCACUUAAAAUGGCAAUGCUUGGUGGUGAAAGUAUUGGUGAAGCAUAUGCUGCUUACUUAAAAAAGAUUACUCCAAAUUGUGCUGUUGAAAGAUUAUAUGGAAUGACCGAAAUGGCUGGUGCUAUUGCAACAACUGAGUUAACUAGCAGAAAGAAUGUGAAUGGAGGUAUUUUGACAAGAGGUGUUAUGGUGAAAAUAAUUGACAGGAAUCAAAAUUCUCUUGGCCCAAAUGAAAUGGGACUAAUUUGUUUAAAAAGAUUAGCUCCAUUUUCGGGAUAUUUGAAAAAUAAUAAAGCCAAUGAAGAGACUUUCAUCGAAGGAGGUUGGCUUAGUACUGGAGAUUUGGGUUUAGUUGAUUCGGGUAGUCUUUUAAAUGUUUUUACCCGAGAAAAGUAUGUUUUACAUUAUGCUGAUGGGAAAAUACUUAUGCCAAAUGUUAUUGAAAAUAUUGUAAAUAACUUCGAAGGUGUUCAUUCAUCAGCUCUUGUUGGACAGUCCAGUAAAGAAAAUUCUAAAGAAGAUAUUGGAACAAUUUUUGUUGUUUUCAAAAAUUCAACUCAUUCAAUUGAAAUUGAAAAUAACUUAAGAGAUUAUUUACGAAAUAAAUUAAGUAAAGAACAAUUGAAGAUUAUUAAGUAUUUGAAAGUUUUAGAAGAAUUACCGAGGACAACUUGUUUUAAAGUUGAUAGAAUAGCUUUGAAAAGAAUGCUGAUUGAUGGAGGAUUGGAAAUUUAAAAUUUAGAAUAAAGUUUAAUGUUUUAAUUUUUAUUUUUGAUAUAUGUAUAGGCUUGAGCAAAAACAAAAACAUAUUUAAGUAUUAAUA